GCCGAGCAGCCGGGGCCGGAGCGCGAGCUGCAGCCGGCGGCGGCGAGAGGACGCGCCGAGCGGUGUCCUGGAGAACUGAAAGCCCCGGGAUCGUGGAGGAAUUCAAGUGACACAGGCAUGGAGGACAGAAGACCUCGGCUGGAGGCCAGGCCCAGGAAUCCCCACACCAACCAAAGAGGGCCUGUGGAUGGAGAACUACCACAUAGACCUAGAAGUCAGGCCAAUAACCCAGCAGCCACUGCUCUCAGAGGAGGAGCCAACCACCCUGGAAGACACCCUAGGGCCAACAACCCUACUGUUCCUCACCGGCAAAGGGAAGAGAGGUUUGCAGCCAUGGGCAGGAACCCACAUCAGGGAAGGAGGAACCAGGAGGGGCAUACCGGUGAUGAAGCUAGAGACCAAAGACAUGGUCAGGAAAAUGACGCCAGGCGGAGAAACGGCAACCAGGAGGGUAGAAACCGCAGACCCCCGUGGUUCAAUGAGAAUUUCCAGCAGUGGCGCCCCCCCAGCCAGAAGCCUGCCGAGCAGCCACAGCAGGUGAAGAAGCUGGGCUAUAAGUUUCUCGAAAGCCUGCUUCAGAAGGACGCCUCCGAGGUGGUCAUCACGCUGGCCACCAGCGCAGGGCUGAAGGAGCUCCUGUCUCACUCCUCCAUGAAACCCAGCUUCCUGGAGCUCAUCUGCCGGGUCCUGCGCAAGGCCUGCAGCUCCAGGAUGGACCGCCAGAGCAUUCUGCACGUGCUGGGCAUAUUGAAGAACUCCAAAUUCCUCAAAGUCUGCCUGCCCAGUUAUGUGGUCGGCAUGAUCACCGAGCCCCUUCCCGACGUUCGAAACCAGUAUCCGGAACAUCUGAGCAACAUCAUCUCCCUCCUUCAGGACCUUGUAAGCAUCUUCCCCGCCAGCUCUGUGCAGGAAACGUCCAUGCUCAUUUCCCUCCUGCCCGCCUCCCUGAACGCUUUGAGAGCCUCUGGUGUGGACAUAGAGGAGGAGACAGAGAAGAACCUGGAAAAGGUGCAGACCAUUGUUGAACAUCUGCAGGAAAAAAGACGAGAGGGCACUUUAAGAGUGGACACCUACACCCUAGUGCAGCCUGAAGCAGAAGGCCACGCGCAGGGCUACCGGACCGUGCCCAUUUACCCCACCUACAAUGAAGUGCACUUGGACGAGAGGCCCUUCCUUCGGCCCAACAUCAUCUCUGGAAAAUACGACAGCACAGCCAUCUACCUGGAUACCCACUUCCGACUCCUGCGAGAAGACUUUGUCAGACCCCUACGGGAAGGCAUUCUAGAGCUUCUGCAAAGCUUUGAAGACCAGGGCCUGAGGAGGAGGAAGUUCGACGACAUCCGAAUCUACUUCGAUGCCAGGAUUAUCACGCCUGUGUGCUCGUCUUCAGGCAUCGUCUACAAGGUUCAGUUUGACACAAAGCCACUGAAGUUUGUUCGCUGGCAGAACUCCAAGCGGCUGCUCUAUGGGUCUUUGGUGUGCAUGUCCAAGGACAACUUUGAAACAUUCCUCUUUGCCACUGUCUCUAACCGGGAGCACGAAGACCUGUGCCGAGGAAUUGUGCAGCUCGGCUUCAACGAGCAGAGCCAGCAGCUGCUCGCGGAGGUGCAGCCUUCGGACUCUUUCCUGAUGGUGGAGACCACGGCUUACUUUGAGGCCUACAGGCAUGUCCUGGAGGGGCUCCAGGAGGUGCAGGAGGAGGACGUGCCCUUCCAGAGGAACAUCGUGCAGUGCGACUCUCACGUGGAAAAGCCCAGGUACUUGCUGAUGGGGGGCAGAUACGAUUUUACCCCCUUAAUAGAGAACCCGUCAGUCACUGGGGACUCUCUGAGGAACGCCGAGGCCUUGAGACAUGCGAGAGUUAACAUCCUAGACUCUGGCCAGUGGCCCUCCAAAGAAGCCCUGAAGCUGGACGACUCCCAGAUGGAAGCCUUGCAGUUCGCUCUCACGAGGGAGCUGGCCAUCAUUCAAGGACCUCCUGGAACAGGCAAAACCUAUGUGGGGCUAAAGAUUAUCCAGGCCCUUCUAACCAACGAGUCUGUGUGGCAGAUCAGCCUGCAGAAGUUCCCCAUCUUGGUCGUGUGUUACACCAACCAUGCUUUGGACCAGUUUCUGGAAGGCAUCUACAAGUGUCAGAAAACCAGCAUCGUGCGUGUAGGCGGAAGAAGCAACAGUGAAAUCCUGAAGCAGUUCACUCUGAGGGAGCUGAGGAACAAGCGGGAAUUCCGCCGCAACCUGCCCAUGCACCUGCGCAGGGCCUACAUGAGCAUCGUGACCCAGAUGAAGGAGUCAGAGCAGGAGCUGCAUGAGGGGGCGCAGACGUUGGAGUGCACAAUGCGUGGUGUCCUGCGCGAGCAGUACCUGGAGAAGUACAUCGCCCCCCACCACUGGGAGAGCCUGAUGAACGGACCAGCGCAGGACAGUGAGUGGAUUUACUGCCAGCACUGGAAGCAUUCCAUGAUGCUGGAGUGGCUGGGUCUGGGUGUCGGUUCUUUCACCCAGAACGCUGCCCCAGCAGGACCUGAGAGUACAGCACAGGCAGAAGGGGAAGAGGAGGAGGAAGGCGAGGAGGAAGGCUCGCUGAUUGAAAUUGCAGAAGAGGCCGACCUGAUUCAAGCAGACCGAGUGAUUGAGGAGGAAGAAGUGAUAAGGCCCCGGCGGCGGAAGAAGGAGGAAAAUGGGGCAGACCAGGAACUGGCCAAGAUGCUUCUGGCUAUGAGACUGGACCACUAUGGCCCUGGGACAGCAGCUGGACAGGAUCAAGCCACAGGAGAGUGGGAGACCCAGCGCAACCAGAAAAGGAAAAUGAAGAAGAAAGUGAAGGUUGAGCUUCGCAAACUGAACACCAUGACUGAGGCUGAGGCCAAUGAAGUCCAGGACGUCUGGCAGCUGGACCUGAAUUCUCGCUGGCAGCUUUAUAGGCUGUGGUUACAGAUGUACCAGGCCGACACGCGCCGCAGGAUCCUCAGCCACGAACGGCAGUACCGCUCGUCAGCAGAGAGAAUGGCGGAGCUGAGACUCCAGGAAGACCUGCACAUCCUGAAAGAUGCCCAGGUUGUAGGAAUGACGACCACAGGUGCUGCCAAAUACCGUCAGAUUCUGCAGAAGGUGGAGCCGCGCAUCGUGAUUGUGGAGGAGGCCGCCGAGGUCCUGGAGGCCCACACCAUCGCCACGUUGAGCAAGGCCUGCCAGCACCUGAUUCUGAUUGGGGACCACCAGCAGCUACGCCCCAGUGCCAAUGUGUAUGACCUGGCCAAGAACUUCAACCUUGAGGUGUCCCUUUUUGAACGGCUGGUCAAAGUCAACAUUCCCUUUGUCCGUCUGAAUUACCAGCACCGCAUGCGUCCUGAGAUCGCCCGCCUCCUGACCCCGCACAUCUACCAGGACCUGGAGAAUCACCCCUCCGUCCUCAAAUAUGAGAAUAUCAAGGGGGUCUCGUCCAACCUUUUCUUCAUAGAACACACCUUUCCCGAACAGGAGAUCCAAGAGGGCAAAAGCCAUCAGAACCAGCACGAGGCUCACUUUGUGGUGGAGCUGUGCAAGUACUUCCUGUGCCAGGAGUACCUGCCUUCCCAGAUCACCAUCCUCACCACCUACACCGGGCAGCUCUUCUGCCUGCGCAAGCUCAUGCCCACCAAGACGUUUGCUGGGGUCAAGGUCCACGUCGUGGACAAAUACCAAGGGGAGGAGAACGACAUCGUGCUCCUCUCUCUGGUGCGGAGCAACCAGGAGGGCAAGGUGGGUUUCCUGCAGAUCUCCAACCGCAUCUGUGUGGCCCUGUCGCGCGCCAAGAAGGGCAUGUACUGUAUCGGAAACAUGCAGAUGCUGGCCAAGGUGCCCUUGUGGAGCAGGAUCAUCCACACCCUCCGAGAGAACAACCAGAUAGGCCCCGCCCUCCGGCUGUGCUGCCAGAACCAUCCUGAGACCCACACGUCAGUGUCCAAAGCUUCUGACUUCCAGAAAGUGCCCGAAGGGGGCUGCAGCCUGCCCUGCGAGUUCCGGCUGGACUGUGGGCACGUGUGCACCCGCGCCUGCCACCCCUACGACUCCGCGCACAAGGAGUUCCAGUGCAUGAAGCCGUGCCAGAAGGUGCUUUGCCAGGAUGGGCACCGGUGCCCCCUCGUGUGCUUCCAGGAGUGUCAGCCUUGCCAGGUGAAGGUGCCUAAAACCAUCUCCCGCUGCGGCCACCAGCAAAUGGUCCCUUGUUCCGUGUCGGAGGCCGACUUCUGCUGCCAGGAGCCUUGUCCCAAGGUCCUGAGGUGUGGGCACAGGUGCAGCCACCCCUGUGGCGAGGACUGUGUGCGGCUGUGUUCAGAAAUGGUCACCGUGAAGCUCAAGUGCGGGCACAGCCAGAAGGUGAAGUGUGGCAACGUGGAGGAUAUCAAGUACGGCCUGCCGGUCAAGUGCACCAGCAGGUGCGGCACCAUCUUGGACUGUGGGCAUCCCUGCCCCGGCUCCUGCCACAGCUGCUGUGAAGGGCGCUUCCACGAACGCUGCCAGCAGCCGUGCAAGCGCCUGCUCAUCUGCUCUCACAAGUGCCAGGAGCCGUGCAUCGGCGAGUGCCCGCCCUGCCAGCGCACGUGCCAGAACCGCUGUGUCCACAGCCAGUGCAAAAAAAAGUGUGGGGAGCUCUGCACCCCCUGCGUGGAGCCGUGCAUCUGGCGCUGCCAGCACUACCAGUGCACCAAACUCUGCUCCGAGCCCUGCAACCGACCGCCAUGCUACGUGCCUUGUACUAAGCUGCUGGCUUGUGGCCACCCCUGCAUCGGUCUGUGUGGGGAGCCGUGCCCCAAGAAGUGUCGCAUCUGCCACCAGGACGAGGUCACGCAGAUCUUCUUCGGCUUUGAGGACGAGCCCGACGCCCGCUUCGUGCAGCUGGAAGACUGCAGCCACAUCUUCGAGGUGCAGGCCCUGGACCGCUACAUGAACGAGCAGAAGGAGGACGAGGUCGCCAUCAGGCUGAAGGUGUGUCCGGUCUGCCAGGUGCCCAUCCGCAAGAACCUGCGGUACGGAGCCAGCAUCAAACAGCGGCUGGAGGAGAUCGAGGUGGUCAAGGAAAGGAUCCAGGGCUCAGCCAGGGAGAUCACAGCCGACCAGCAGCGCCUGCAGGCCCUGCUGGCGGGGAAGCACCUCCUGCAGCAGCAGCUUCCGGAAGACUUCCUGAUGCUGAGCGAGAAGCUGGCGCAGGAGAGUCUGUCGGUCAGGGACCUGGGCCUCAUGGAGAACUACGUCAGCUUCUACGACCGCCUGGCCAGCCUCUGGGAUUCCCUGAAGAACGUGCAUGUGCUGGAACGAGACAGAGUGAGGACUCGGCUGGAGCAGGUGCACAGCUGGCUGGCCAGGAAGCGCCUGAGCUUCAGCAGCCAGGAGCUGAGCGACCUGCAGAGUGAAAUGCAGAGGCUCACGUACCUGCUGAGCCUCCUGAGCAGCUGCAAGAUGGCGGAGGGCAGGCUGAAAGGUCAGGUCGCAGAGGAGGUCCACAGGCUCCGGGAUGUCCUGGAGAGAACGUCCAAGUUCACCCCGGAGGAUGAGGAGCUCGUGCAGAGGAAGAUGAAGGCGCUGAAGGCCCACCUGCCCUGCUCUGGCCUGGGCGUCUCGGAGGAGGAGCGGGUGCAGAUCGUCAGGGCCAUGGGCUUGCCUCGGGGCCACUGGUUCAAGUGCCCCAAUGGCCACAUCUACGUGAUCGGCGACUGUGGGGGGGCCAUGCAGCGGGCCACUUGUCCUGACUGCAAGGAGGUGAUUGGCGGCGUAAACCACACUCUGGAACGGAGCAACCAGCUGGCGUCUGAGAUGGACGGAGCCCAGCACCCUGCCUGGUCGGACACGGCCAACAACCUGAUGAACUUCGAGGAGAUCCAGAGGAUGAUGUAGGGAGGGGCGCACGGCGGCUGGGCUCAGCUCCAGCGUCCAGUUUUUUACACUCGUCCUUUAGUCCUAGCACCUAUUUAAGGAUCCACUCUUAGGGCUUGGCCACAUUUAUUUCUAGAUUCACCCUGCGCUAGAGUAAGCACUUUACCUCCAGAACUGAGAGCAGAAGUAACGGCUCUCCCCUCUUCCUCUCCUACACCUUAGGGGAGGCCCCCUGGAGCAGGUCCGGGGCUUCCACCCAGGGCUGCCCAGCGGCCACCCAGGGUCCCGCCUCGGUCAGAGCUUCCUUCCGAGGUGUUCCUGGGGUGCAGUCUGGGCUCAGCAAAGCUGACGGAUUCUAACUGCCAGGCCCCGACUUGCAGACUGACUUUGAUCCCAAUAAACAGAGGCCCAGAGGAGUUGUUCAUGAACUGCUCAUCUCUUCAAGGAGCACAAGAAUCCCUCCUGCCGCCGCCUCAGCCAGAGGCCUGUGAUCCGACAGACGUCGCCCACGCACCCUGACUCAGUUACAUGUUCACCACAGCUGAGGACUUCAGCAGGCCCAGGCUGAGGCGUGGCCCCGUACCCUUUCCUGUCACUUGCACUUCGGGAUGAGGCUCCAAGCUGCCGCAGGAGAGGCUCCGUGGCAGUGCUGGGUCCCCCUGGGGCCCUGAGUGGGGUUAAACUCACGAAGGUGUGAGCCUUUGUCCCAGCACCUUCUCUCACAGCUUCUGCCUGGGCAGGGGUAGCACGCCAGCGGCUUCUGCAAGCCCCACACGUGAGCUGGAAGCCAGCCCCAGGCCUGUCUCCGCGUCCCCGCGGCCCAGUGCUCCUUAGAACACUUAGGCAUCUCAGGUCCUUUCUAACGUCGGCAAGAAAAACAUCCCUUUCCUACGUAUGCAUUUCCUUUUUGUCUUUACUAUGCACUUUAGCCUAUAAAGCCAAUUAAUAAAAACGAUGAUUCAAAAAACCAGUGGUCCAUGUUCUGAC
Molecule: messenger RNA, 6837 nt
Organism: Lepus europaeus (European hare)
Lineage: Eukaryota; Metazoa; Chordata; Mammalia; Lagomorpha; Leporidae
Gene: ZNFX1
Product: zinc finger NFX1-type containing 1
Exons: 14
Coding region: 118-5871 (1917 amino acids)
Biological process (GO): regulatory ncRNA-mediated heterochromatin formation
Cellular component (GO): nuclear RNA-directed RNA polymerase complex; nucleus
Molecular function (GO): helicase activity; zinc ion binding
Source: RefSeq, a predicted model, not a curated record